CUCCUAUGGAUCUGAAGAUGAGAUUCUCUAUGUGUUUGCUGUUUCUAUAUGGCACUUUUGUUCUUAAAAUGUGUAUUGUGCUUGCAAACCAUGGAAAAACACCAAACUGUUCAAAACACCAACUUGUGGGUGGAGCUAUAGGUGGUGUGCUUGAACUAAAUUCUCGUAUUGGGAGAGAACAGACGAUAGCCAUGGAGAUGGCUGUUCAUGAUUUUUGCAGGACUACUAAUGAUACCUGUUCUUGCCCGGUUUUGCGCGUCAAGGAUUCUCAGGGUAGCUCGGCUCACUCAUAUUAUAAAGGUAGAGAAGAACAACAAGUUAAAGCAAUUAUUGGAACAAUAGGUUCUCAAGAAGCCACUUUAGUUUCUGACUUUGAUGAAGCCACCAAGAACAUCCCAAUCAUAUCUCUAACCCCAACAGCUACAUUUUCAUUUCCAGAAUCAGCAACAAUGUCAUCUUUUGUUCAAAUUAGCCACGAUGUCAAAAUCCAUAUGCAAUGCAUUGCCGCCAUAGUUGGCCACUUCAGUUGGCGAAAGGUGACACCAAUUUAUGAAGAUCAAAGUACAUUUAGCGCUAGUCCUGGUCUCUUAACACUACUCUCUGAUGCACUCCAAGUGGUCGAUUCAACCAUCGAACGGCCGCUAGUAUUUCCUCCUUUGCAUUCCCUGCCAAACCCAAGUAGCUACAUUAUAAAAGAGUUAAAAAAGCUCAGGAUGAAGGAAAAUAGGAUAUUUAUACUUUUAAAAUCAUCUCCAAGAUCAUGUAUCCUACUUUUUAAGAAAGCAAAGCAGUUGGGUAUGAUGGAAAAGGGCUAUGUAUGGAUCAUUUCAGAUGAUAUAUCAAGCCUUCUUGAUUCAGUUGACCAAUCUGUUAUAUUAAACAUGCAGGGUGUUGUUGGAUUCAAAACCCACUUUGCAGAGACCGGUAAGCAUUUUACAAACUUCAAAGUUCAGUUUCGGAAAAGAUUUAGAAACAAAUAUCCUAAUGAAGAAUAUCUGAAUCCUAGUAUCAACGCCCUGCGCGCUUAUGAUGCAACUUCAGUUGUUGUCAAGGCUAUUCAAGUUUCAAACGGGUCAAGUUCAUCAAUGAACUUGUCACAUAGCAUCAUACACACUAAACUCAAUGGCGUAAGCGGGGACAUAAGCUUCAAAGAUGGAAAACUAGCUCAACUUCCAACAUUUUGCAUUAUCAAUGUAAUUGGCAGAAGCUAUAGAGAGAUUGAAUUUUGGUCACCAGCAUUUGGUUUCUUAAAUGAUAAACUUGGAACUGGAGAGGCAAGCCUCAAUUUGAUUUAUUGGCCCGGUGGUACCCAAAGAAUUCCUAUGGGUCGCGUACUGAGAAAUGAAGAGAAACCACUAAAGAUUGGCGUGCCAGCAAGAGGUGCUUUCAGGCAAUUUGUUAAUGUUAGUUAUGAUCCAGACAAGAAUGAAACCUACGUGACUGGAUUUUCGAUACAAGUAUUUGAAGCUGCCGUGAAGAAGCUUAAUUAUUCAUUGUCUUAUGUCUUUAUUCCCUAUAACGGCACGUAUGAUGACCUGGUCGCUGAAGUUCAUAACAAGACCUUAGAUGCAGCUGUUGGUGAUACCGAAAUAAUGGCAGAUCGGUACGAGUAUGCUGAGUUUUCACAACCUUACUUGGACUCCGGACUAGUCAUAGUGGUGCCCAUGAAACCAAAUAUCAUGAAGGAAAGGUUUAUCUUCUUUUAUGCCUUCACAAGAAAAUUGUGGAUUAUAUUAUUGGCAAUGACGAUAGGCACAGUUUCAGUUGUCUGGUUUAAUGAACACACUCAUGGGAACAGCGAAUUUGUUGCCACUUCUGUCUUUGAGUAUGCUAGCAAGAUGCUAUGGUUUGCAGUUGCAGUUUUGUCAUUUGCUCACAGAGAAUUGAUCACGAACAAUUUAUCUCGGUUGGUUCUUGCUACAUGGUUUUGUGUAAACGUGAUUGUUGCUGCCUGUUUUACUGCUACACUCUCUUCAAUUAUUACAAUUUCAAAGUUACAACCGGCGUUAGAUCUUCAGAGAAGUCAUGUUGGCUGCAAUCGGAAUUCUUUCAUCGUUCCUUACUUGGUGAACGUCUUGAAUAUCAAGGCGGAGAAGAUUAGGCAGAUUAAUUCAAUCGAUGACUAUGAUGGUGCAUUUAAGAGGGGAGAAAUAGCAGCAGCCUUCUUUGUAGCUCCACAUGCAAAUGUCUUUCUUGCAAAGUAUUGUCAUGGCUAUGAAAAGAUUGGACAUACCUACAAACUUGGCGGUUUUGGUUUUAUGUUUCGGAAGGGUUCACCAUUGGUGGAGGAUAUUUCCAAGGCUGUUCUGAAGGUAACACAGAGUGGAGAGGUAGAUACUUUACAAGAAAAUAUGCUCAGAUCAUUUUCUAAUUGUUCUGGAUCAGCUGAAGAUCAAUCUAGAGGUUCUACAGGUCUAGACCUGGGACUUUUCACUGGUUUGUUCAUAAUCUCAGGUAGUAUUUCUGCAUUUGUGUUCUUCACCGCACUGGCUCGUGUAGUCAUUAAUCAUUGGGAGUCGAUUCAGACAAGCUUAAAACUCAUUACAAGAAGAAUAGGAAAUUGGUGGACAAUGUUACUCCACAUUAUAAUUAUAGAUCGCAAGUUAAGUGUAGGGUUGACUCCGAAUCAAGCAGUUCCAUAGUACAUCCUAAGGAAACACAGUCAUGUUUUUUUGUACAUAGUUGCAUAAUGAUUAUUUUAAAAACAUACCCAUGUUCUCUUGUUUGGAAGUAAUACUACAAGAAAUUAUAACA
Messenger RNA from Helianthus annuus (common sunflower), 2754 nucleotides. RefSeq names its product glutamate receptor 2.7. Gene Ontology annotation, cellular component: plasma membrane. The record is from RefSeq and is a predicted model, not a curated record. The coding region runs from base 6 to 2642 and encodes 878 amino acids. The transcript is spliced from 5 exons. Gene Ontology annotation, molecular function: ligand-gated monoatomic ion channel activity; signaling receptor activity. Lineage: Eukaryota; Viridiplantae; Streptophyta; Magnoliopsida; Asterales; Asteraceae.